Messenger RNA from Gorilla gorilla gorilla (western lowland gorilla), 636 nucleotides. Its product is annotated as large ribosomal subunit protein eL30-like. The coding region runs from base 1 to 636 and encodes 211 amino acids. The transcript is spliced from 2 exons. Lineage: Eukaryota; Metazoa; Chordata; Mammalia; Primates; Hominidae. The record is from RefSeq and is a predicted model, not a curated record. Gene Ontology annotation, molecular function: RNA binding.
AUGGUGCUUGCAAAGAAGAUUAAAAAGUCAGUGGAAUGGAUCAACUCCAGGCUUCUACUUGUUAUAAAAAGUGGAAAGUACAUACUGGGGUACAAGCAGACUCUAAAGAUGAUCAGGCAAGGCAAAGCAAAAUUGGCUAUCCACACUGAAAACUGCCCAGCUUUGAGGAAAUCCAAAAUAGAGUACUAUACCAUGUUGACCAAAACUGGUGUCCAUCACUACAGUGACAAUAAUUUUGAAUUGGGCAUAGCAUGUGGGAAAUACUGCAGAGUAUGCAUGCUGUCUAUCAUUGAUCCAGACGAUUCUGAUAUCGUUAGAAGCGUGCCAGAACAGACAGGCCACCACCUUGACCAUUCAGGCUUCUCAGCCAGUCCAGCCUGUGGGCCUUGGAGAGCCCAAACUGAUCAGGGGCUGAAAGGGUCUCCAGCCAUCUCCUACAGGUGCAUUCAGGCUGACAAUAGAUCAGUACCCCCCCUGCGAUGCAGCUUCCAGAGGAAGGGGCAGGCUGCCAUUUUUGAUGUUUCACAGCCGUCAUCAGUGAUACCUUCAGGUACAGGAAAAACAAAGGUGACUAGGGUCUGGAGCAGACCCCCAGAAAACCGCAGCAGCCCUGUGGAAGAGUGGCCAGAUGGUUAA